Molecule: messenger RNA, 6808 nt
Organism: Caretta caretta (loggerhead turtle)
Lineage: Eukaryota; Metazoa; Chordata; Testudines; Cheloniidae
Gene: KLHL31
Product: kelch like family member 31
Biological process (GO): negative regulation of JNK cascade; negative regulation of protein phosphorylation
Cellular component (GO): nucleus
Molecular function (GO): protein binding
Source: RefSeq, a predicted model, not a curated record
UAUUCACUGUGACAGCAAAGGGUCACGCUAGAAACUGCAAUUGCUGGGACUUGUCAGGUGGCCUCUGAUCUCUCUCUCUCUCUUUAUCAUUCUCUCUCUUCUCAUUCUUCCUAGGAACGGACAUUCCUACUGACACCUAGUUGGACAGCUGUAGACAGUGCAUUGCUGAGGAAGCAAGCUCUUGGCUGUGAUAUUCCAUUGCAGUCAUGGCACCUAAAAAGAAGAAUGUAAAAAAAAACAAAGGCGAUAUCAAUGAGAUGACUAUAAUUGUGGAGGAUGGCCCCCUAAGUAAACUAAAUGGUUUGAACGGGUUCUUAGAUGGAGGAAAUGGUUUCAGCUGCAUCUCAGCUGAGGUUUCUGAUUCUUCUUAUAGCCCAAAUCUCUUGGAAGGGCUAAGCAGAAUGAGGCAGGAAAAUUUUCUUUGUGACUUGAUUAUUGGUACCAAAACCAAAUCCUUCAGUGUUCACAAGGUGGUGAUGGCUUCAUGCAGUGACUACUUUCAUAACAUUUUAAAGAAAGAUCCAUCUACUCAAAGAGUAGAUCUCAAUGACGUAUCCCCAUUGGGCCUAGCCACUGUUAUCACUUAUGCUUACAAUGGAAAGCUAACUCUUUCACUCUACACAAUAGGUAGUAUAAUUUCCACAGCAGUCUAUCUUCAGAUUCACACCCUUGUAAAGAUAUGCUCUGAUUUUUUGAUGCAAGAAAUCAAUGUUGAGAACUGUAUGUAUAUUGCCAAUAUUGCAGAGACAUAUGGACUAAAAAACACCAAGGAAGCAGCCCAGAAAUUUAUUAGAGACAACUUCAUUGAGUUUUCAGAAACAGAUCAGUUCUUAAAACUUACUUUUGAUCAGAUCAAUGAACUCCUUGCAGAUGACGACUUGCAGUUGCCUUCUGAAAUUGCUGCAUUCCAGAUAGCAAUAAAAUGGCUGGAAUUUGACCAAAAAAGAGCAAAGUAUGCUGCAGAUCUCUUGGGCAACAUUCGUUUUGGUACCAUCUCUGCUCAAGACUUGGUCAAUUAUGUUCAAACUGUACCAAGAAUGAUGCAAGACACAGACUGCCACCGACUUCUAGUGGAUGCCAUGAACUAUCACUUGCUUCCAUAUAAUCAGAAUACACUGCAGUCUAGAAGAACAAGGAUUCGUGGAGGUUUCAGAGUCCUAGUUACUGUUGGGGGACGCCCAGCAUUAACAGAAAAAUCCCUUAGCAGAGACAUCUUAUACAGAGAUCCUGAUAAUGGAUGGAAGAAGCUAACUGAAAUGCCUGCUAAAAGUUUUAAUCAGUGUGUGACUGUGAUGGAUGGAUUUCUCUAUGUGGCUGGUGGUGAAGACCAGAAUGAUGCCAGGAACCAGGCCAAGCAUGCUGUCAGCAAUUUCUGCAGAUAUGAUCCUCGUUUCAACACAUGGAUUCACCUGGCCAACAUGAAUCAGAAGCGCACCCAUUUUAGCCUGAAUGUAUUCAAUGGCCUCCUUUUUGCAGUGGGUGGUCGCAACUCUGAAGGGUGUCUAUCCUCAGUUGAAUGCUAUGUGCCGGCAGUUAACCAGUGGCAAAUGAAGGCUCCACUGGAGGUAGCAAGGUGCUGCCAUGCCAGUGCAGUCAUAGAUGGUAGAAUCCUGGUCACAGGAGGUUACAUAAACAAUGCUUACUCCCGCUCUGUGUGCAUGUAUGACCCCAGCAAUGAUAGCUGGCAGGAUAAGUCCACCCUUAGCACUCCAAGAGGAUGGCACUGUGCUGUUUCCCUUGGGGAGAGGGUCUAUAUCAUGGGUGGGUCCCAACUGGGAGGUCGAGGUGAAAGGAUUGAUGUCCUCCCUGUUGAGUGCUACAAUCCUUAUGCUGGCCAGUGGAACUAUGCUGCUCCCCUGCCAACUGGAGUGAGCACUGCAGGGGCUUCCACUCUGAAUGGGAAAAUUUACUUGGUGGGUGGCUGGAAUGAAAUAGAAAAGAAAUAUAAGAAGUGCAUUCAGUGCUAUAAUCCAGAUCUUAAUGAAUGGACUGAGGAAGAUGAGUUGCCUGAAGCCACAGUAGGAGUAUCUUGUUGUACCAUUGCCAUGCCCAAUAACAAAACAAGGGGAAUCCAGGGCUAGCUCAGUAUCUUCUGUGCCAGUUAGUAUUUAAACAUUAUAAUUAGGUGUCAGCAAGAAUAAAUAAAAAACCUCUAUUUACACAGCUGUGUAGUUAACCCUUUAAGUAGCCUUCUCUGCUUAUGUGGGGCGGGAAAUUGCCAUUGUAAAAAUUUUAAUUUUACAAAACUGGCCAAUUUUCAUGAUCUUUAAAAUACAUGGUGUGAAACAACAUCUUUAAGAUACAGUGAAUUUACUUAGUGGGGAUAUAAUGUUGUGCCACAGUUAGAACAGGGACUCAGUCCCAUCCCUAACUUUGCCACUGACUUGCUGUGUUACUUUUGGCAAAUCACUUAACUUCUCUCUUCUUCAGUUUCCUCAUCUGUAAAAUGGGGAUAAUAAUCAAUUAAUGUUUUUAAAGUGCUUUGAGACUUUGGGAUAAGAGGCACUAGGGAACAGCCAAGGAUUAUUAUUAAUAAAUCUCCACAUAUUAGUAAUAUGCCAUGGCAUCAUAAAGUUGGUCAGUUUUGUUCUCUUUAGAGAUUUUAUAUAUGGGGAAAGAUAUUUAAUGACAAUUUAUUGCACAUAUAAAGUAUGAAAUAUAUAUUUUUCCCCUCUGGGUAGUGAUGUCCACAAACAAGUCCUCAAAAUUCUCUCCCUCUAUUAGAAAAGAGGUUCCCAUGAUUUAUGAUGUAGACAUUUAAUUUUUAUAGGUAGAUCUGUGACAGGGAUUUCAAGAGCCAAACUGCAGAAAUACAGAAGCUUAUCUGUCCAUUAUAGGCCAGUCCUGAGGGCCUUGCUCAGGGCAUCCUCCACACACACACAAAGGGGAGAUUUCACCUCUGUUACAUACUCACUGGGAAUCACUCCAUGGGGACUUUGCAGUGUACAAGGUCAGCAGAGGUGGAAGGGGCAGGCCCAUCAAUAGUCUUGCUUCUACCUGCAGAGGAAGAGGAACACACUACAAGUUAAUAUACCCCAAAACAGUCUUCUGUGCUGUAAAAGAAACCCACCCUAGAGGUGUCCGGGGCAACCACCAUAUUGAGAAUCCCAGGAAGCAGAACUCCUGCUUGGAGCUAGCCGGAACUGCUGGUGCCAAAAGCAGAGUGGAUACAAAAAUUACCUUUUCUGUUCAGUCCAACAAAUUCCCAUUGGAUUAAGGAAUAAGGACUGAGUAAAGGCUGCAGAAUUUGGUCCACCGCACAGAUCUGGGUAGGGAAGAAUCAGUCGUAAGGUAAAACUCUGGACUUAAAUGGAAUAGGUUUUCCAGACUAUUAAUGAUGGGAUGUUUUGAUGCCUCCAUUACCAGUCACAAACACAGUAUUCCCAAAACUAAGCUUUUCCUGGCCUUACCUUUUGUAUAUCAUAGAAGUGUAGGAUUGGAAAGGACCUCAACAGGUCAUCUAGUCCAGUCCCCUGCACUCAAGGCAGAUCAUUAACUAGAUCAUUCCUGACACAGCUCCUUGUGCUGCCUUGAACACAGCUCUUUGUAUAAUGUGACUUUUUAUUGCAUUUUUGCCAAAGACUUAGGAUGAAAUCUUGGCCCUGUGGAAGUCAAUGGAAGUAUUGCCAUAGCCUUCAGUGGGGCCUGGAUUUCAUCCUUACUCUCUACAAAUUACUCUCUAAGAAUUGCUACCUUCGUUGCAGCACUGUGCAUGGACAAUUAAGCAUGCGACUGCUGCUAAUUUUCAUUGAAAAUGGGACAUGCACACCCAAUUUCCUCUACAAUGUGCCUAGAAUUGACAUCUAAAGAUCCUGUUGUUAAUAAAGAUUUAUACACCCUUCAGCUGGGUGGAACUAAGCCAUUAAACGAACUAAAAUGAUUAGGUAAGAAGUCACUCAAAACAGCAAGAACACACUCUUAUACAGAUUCAUACAGCCUUCACAUACAAUUUUCUCUGAAUACAAUAAACACCUCAAGGGGGCAGUGUCCAUUAGAAGGCAAAGUCAAGCAGAAAGCAAUGUUUACUGGUCACGCAAGUGCUUUACCCCAGUCACAAAGGGAAUCCUUUCAAACUAUCUGCAAAUGCAGGCAUUCUUCAGCCAAACAUUUGUAGCACUCUCAUAACCUGAGUGUUCUUUGGCAAGUACAGUUAUAUAUUAAGCACUGGCAAUUAACAUGAUAUUGUGUUAGAAAUCUGAGUUGCAUAAAAGUGAGUCACCCAGUCAACUGGGAUUAAACUGAGUUUUGCACAGUCCGGUUUUCCAUUUGGUGUAAUAUAGUUAAGGAUCAUGACUACAUCUUAAGUAAUUCCUGAUCUCCACAUUCUAUUUUUGAGUAUUGUGCAUUAUUAGGAUAUACUGCAUUGUACUGACUUACAGUCAGAAGUCUUAUUACAGUAGUGUUAUCACUGUCAGUAUUGUAUAUCAUUUAGUUUGGCUAAUUUAAUUUAAAUACAAUUACAUUUACACUUUAUAUUGUAUAGUUUAAAUAAAUAACUCAGAUCUACAGUGAUUUAAUCUAACAAUGUAAAAUUGAGUAUAAUUUCAUUUUAAUAUAACAAUGAUGUUCUUGCCCCCUUCAAUCAGCAGUAACAUUAUUUGAUUAUUUUGCUCUUCUCAUAUAAGAUCCUGGACACACAGUUUAUGUGAAACCAUUUAAGUGGCCCUUUGUAAAAUCUUUUUGUCUGCUAUAAUAAUUCUCUGUAAAGACUACAGUUAUCCUUUUGUUAAAAGUGGGUGUUCAGCAUCCGUGCCAAUGCAUAUAACACAUAGACAUCUAUGCAUUCAUGGUAGAGGUCUGCUAGGUAUUUCUAAAACUCAUCAUCGUAGUAGUAUCUAGGUAGUAAAUAACUAAAAAUACAGAUAAUCAUUUUGGUGUUGAAUUGUGUUUGGGAGAAAAUUGUACCAUGGAAAAACAUAAUUUCACUCUUUUUUUCCUUUUGGAAUAUCAAUUCCAAAACUAGAUGUACAAUAAAAUGUAGUCUGUUUUUGCAAAGUUCUCUCUCAUGAGCAGAGACUCCCCUAUAAACAAACACUGAUCUGCUUUCAUUUUGCAAAUGAAGUUAUUUAGGAACUAUGGGCUAAGUGUACUGGAACUACUCUUAUGCUACUUGAAGGGUUAACCAUUUGGGGCCAAAUCCUGUUCAUCUUGCUUAUACAAUUUUGAAUAAGGUAAAUAGGAUUUGGCGAGCUGAGGCAAAUUCUGUCAGAAUAUUGUACAUAGGUACCUAACAAAAUAAUCCAUUCCCAGAAGAUGGAACACUAUCUCAGUCCUUAGUCUGCCUCCACCCCAUCCCCAUGCCCCCCACAAAUCCACAAGAAGUGUUGUGGGUGCUAGGUCAAAGGACAUUUGACACAUGUUGCCAAUCCAGCUAUGGACCCUACAUUUAGAUUUGCUCAAAUUAUAUGUGCUUCAGGCCAGAAUAACCAGUACAUGGGUGAGUGUGCAGGGGUAGUUGUUACCAGCAUCCGGGUAUACCGUACUGCUGCUCUUGCAGUGUGUAUAUCUAUACCUGCUUAGGCUACAACAGCACACUGAACCUGGAUUUGACUCUUAACAUGUGAAAGCGUAAGGCUGAACUUAAUUUCAUCUUGAUUACACCAAGUAUCUAUUAUUGCUUAAAUUGUGACUUUUUAUAUAAUAUUAAUUAGAACUGUGAAAAAUGGUUUGUACAUUACACGUGGAACAAUUUUCUAUCAUUGUCCUGUAUGGUAUUUUUGAUCCCAAAAUAUUUAAUAGUGACAGCUAGGUUGAAACUGGAAACAUUGUAUAUUCCUAAAAGGGACUUUAAAGAAUGUAGUUUAGGAAACAGAGUAUAGGAUAAAAUUAUUAAGAAUACAAACGAUCUUCCAUCUGAAUAAAAUACAGAUUGUUAAAUUAACACAACAUCAGAAUUUGACUUUGCUUUAAUACUAUAGAUGUAAAAAAAAAAAGUAAUUAAACUAACCAGAUGAAUUUGAAACUUCUAACUGCCUAUGUACUUAAGAGUUCACAUGACUAGUAUCUGUGUGCCUCCCAAGAACUUAAAAAUAGAAAUAAUUUUUCUACAGUCUGUAAAUGAAAUAGUUGUAUAGGUUUAUAGUUUGCCGGCUUAUUUCUCUUUGGGUGGGUGAGAGGCUGUGUUAUGGGCCUGUGUGUCAGAAGAAUGUACUGUGGGAAAACUAAGUUAGAAAGGUAAGUUUUGCUUUUAAUUCUUGUCAUGAUGAGGCCAAUUGUCAUAUUCAUUGUCAAGUUCUGAAAUUAGUUUUGGGAGAGGGAUUAAGGUAAAAGACUAGAUAAACCAGUGGUGCUCACUUGAAAGUGUGGCAUUGUCCACAGUACUGUCUUCAGAAGAUCUCAAGGGAAUAAAAAUAAAUGUAUGCAGUAUCAGAUAUCUGAAGCUUUCAUCCAAGUUCAUAUGAUAAGGUUGCAAUGUAAAAGACUAGUAUGAAGAUAUUGUCACUGAGAAUUAGAGUUACAUUAAAACUGUGAUUCGUUCACCAGUGACCAAAAGAUGUUGAGUUGUGGGGAAUAAAUGGCAGUAUCUUUCAAUUGAUCAGAAUGGGGAUACAUAAUAUAAUGCAAAUUAAACUAUGCAUUGCCUUGGCUAUCUAAUUGUUGUAAAUACUUAAGAAGUUUUACUUAUUUGUGCUUAUCAGUUGCCUAUUUCAUAAUUGUUAUACCUACUUCUUAAACAAAUACAUUAAUUAAAUACAAAUACUUUCAGGGUGGAAUGCGAUAAUUACAAGGGAACACAUUUCAAUAGGAAAAGAUUGUACAAUUUAAUAUGAUAAUUUUAUUACUAAAAAUAUAGAAAUGUGUAACAUGG